Messenger RNA from Neohortaea acidophila, 1086 nucleotides. RefSeq lists its product as uncharacterized. Lineage: Eukaryota; Fungi; Ascomycota; Dothideomycetes; Mycosphaerellales; Teratosphaeriaceae. The coding region runs from base 222 to 791 and encodes 189 amino acids. The transcript has a single exon. The record is from RefSeq and is a predicted model, not a curated record.
GCUUACCUAGACGGCUGCUUUGCCCUUUGACGAUUAACCCGCCGUGUCAGCCCUGACACCCUUCAGCGCUGCAGGAUCCAGCGUGCCUGUCGUCUGCGAUACUCUGGAGCUUACGCCGUCUAGGCUUUCGGGCGAUCGGGCAUCAUGUCACCCCGACGGCUGUUCAAAACACCACUGGCCCCCUGCCUGCUGAUAAUGGCGGACCACAGCAGCUCCCCCCAAUGGAUUGCCCGAUGCCAGCCGGCUGCGACGGUCGUCGUGUUGCCAUGGAAUCCCCCGCGGACACACUAUGGCAACGCCAUCCAUCGUUAGACAUGCUGCUGCCCGGCAUCAAAGACGACUCCUCCGUCGACGGCGACAAGGCCAUGCCCGCCAGAGACUUCGCCGAAGAACUCGACAUGUAUCCCCGCACCUACAUCACCGCCCUCGACAACGGGCACGCCGAGGACGCGUCGGCGCUGCAAAAGCAGUACUCCUGGCCCGAAUACCGCGUCGUCUACGACACCACGCCGCGCAUCACCGUCGCCGAGUCGCGCUCCAUCUUCCGCAAGCGCCGCGAUGCCGAUCCGCAGAGCCGAUUGUUCGUCGUGGAUUCCAAGGUCUACAUUGGCGACGACAACGUCACCGCGUCCACCUUUCUCGACACCGAAGUGCUGGAGUGGCAUGGGAGAAUGCGGAGGCGCGGCGUGCUGGUGUUCAAGUGGAGGUGGAGCGUGAUGCGGAAAAAGUGGUUGGUCCACGAGUUGGUGAUGUGUAAAGGGCCGCCUGAUGACUGGACUUGGCAUCGAUGAGGGGGCCGCAGAUGUGCAUGCUUAUGGCCAUUGAGCCUGUGGGAUUUGGGAGCGGCAUCUCGCAUUGCCCCAACAUGAGGGCUGGGAUCAAGCCACGCUGCGCCAGGCACUCCGGGGCUAAUCCCAGCAUCACUCUCCGGCUGACCCGCUGCACAAACCGAAACGGCUGUGAAGCGCGAUGCCAUGCGGAUGUAGUCAGCCUUUAGUGCGCCAGAGCGGUAGCCGUCGAUCACACUAGCAUGGACAAAUGAGGGGCCUAAGAAUAGAAAGCAUCGAUGCUAUGUAAGCUAUUGCU